Aspergillus puulaauensis is the source of this 1731-nucleotide messenger RNA. RefSeq names its product U4/U6-U5 snRNP complex subunit PRP31 (gene PRP31). Gene Ontology annotation, cellular component: U4 snRNP; U4/U6 x U5 tri-snRNP complex; precatalytic spliceosome. Bases 1 to 1731 code for a protein of 576 amino acids. Lineage: Eukaryota; Fungi; Ascomycota; Eurotiomycetes; Eurotiales; Aspergillaceae. The record is from RefSeq and is a predicted model, not a curated record. Gene Ontology annotation, biological process: mRNA splicing, via spliceosome; spliceosomal tri-snRNP complex assembly. The transcript has a single exon.
AUGCAAAAAAGCUGCGCUAGCGGCUCGCGUCGCCACCCGGAAUCCGAUAGCUCGGAUGACUCAGCAGUUGCUCCAACAGCGGGCAAGUUUUAUGAUGAAAUUCACACCCUCAAAGAAAUAUUCUAUAAACUUGCAAUAACUGCAGUCGUUGCAGCCAGUCGAGCUAUUAUGUCUACCGCCGAGGAACUAUUGAGAGAUUUUGAGGACGAUGAAGAUUUCGAGGGCGCUGAAGAUGCUGAGGCUAUCGAGGAAGACCAGGACGAAGAGCAACUUCUUCAAGAGCCCGCUAACAAAGAGGUUACGAACGAGUUCGAUAUCGCGAUAUCGACCGCAGAUGAACUAACACGCCUCCACAAAUCACUACGCGAUCAUUAUUCCAUCAGAUUUCCUGAACUCGAAACCCUUGUCACGAACUCCAUCGACUAUGCGAAAACCGUCGCUAUUCUCAAAAAUGGACCGCUCAGGGAUAUCAAAGCGCUAUCCAACUCUGCGGACAAUAUGGUUGGGGUGCCUUUGAAAUCGAUUCUGGAUGGUCCCACUUUGAUGGUUGUUUCGGUGGAAGGUACAACUACUCGAGGGCGCGAGAUGACGGAGACGGAACUGAAGACCGUGCUGGAUACUUGCGAGAGAAUCCUGAAGCUGGACCAAGAACGGACUGCGCUUACACAGAGCAUUCAGUCCCGCAUGAGUCAGAUUGCUCCUAAUUUGGCAGCGCUGAUCGGACCGGAAACCGCAGCUCAGUUCCUUAACCAGUCGGGAGGACUACGCGAGCUUGCUAAAAUUCCGGCGUGCAACUUGGGCGCCCAAGGUUCGAAGAGAAAAGAAGGCUUAGGGUUCGCUACGAAUAUUGGUAUCAGAUCACAGGGGUUCCUCUACCAUUCCGAACUUAUCCAAGACAUUCCGAACGACCUCAAAAAGCAGGCGAUCCGCAUUGUCUCCGCCAAAAUGGUUCUUGCUACUCGAGCCGACGUCUCACAGUAUAGCCCCGAUGGCUCGCUGGGAGAGGAUUUGAAGGAACAGUGUUUCAAACGUCUGGAAAAACUGACUGAGCCCCCUCCCAACUCUGGGACAAAGGCUCUUCCUGCGCCGGAUGAUAAACCUUCAAGAAAACGAGGUGGUAGAAGGGCUCGAAAAGCCAAGGAAGCUGUCGCAAUGACUGAACUUCGCAAGGCGCAGAACCGCGUCGCGUUCGGCAAGGAGGAAGCCGAGAUUGGGUACGGUACGGGAGCAGGAACUGUCGGCCUUGGUAUGAUGGGUCAGCAGGAUGACGGUCGCAUCCGAGCAACCCAGAUCGAUCAAAGAACGAGGGCAAGACUAAGCAAAUCCAACAAAGGAUGGGGAGCAGCGACACCGGCCAGUGGAACUGCUUCAUCUCUACGCACAUUCGGUCAGGGUCCCAGUGGGACGGCGAGUGUCCUGCAAGCAAAGGGCCUCCGAUCCUCAGGUAUUGGGACUUCAUUUGGUGGUGCAGGCGGUACAGCCAGUACUAUCGCUUUCACUCCGGUGCAGGGACUUGAACUAGUCGACCCCAAGGCGCAAGCCGAACUAAAUCGCAAGCGCAAGGCGGAAGAAGACAGGUGGUUCAAAUCAGGCACAUUCACCCAAGUCGGUGGCCAGAGCAGCAAUCCGUCUCAGGGGGCAAAUGGAGGAUUCAAGGUGCCUGCCUUACCCAACAAGAAAAUCGAUACUGGUGCAGGAAAAAUGGGACCUCCUCCGCCCCCUUCGAAGUAG